Messenger RNA from Lutra lutra (Eurasian river otter), 1422 nucleotides. Its product is annotated as zona pellucida sperm-binding protein 1-like. The annotation marks the transcript as partial. Gene Ontology annotation, cellular component: egg coat. NCBI's taxonomy places the organism in Eukaryota, Metazoa, Chordata, Mammalia, Carnivora, Mustelidae. Gene Ontology annotation, molecular function: structural constituent of egg coat; acrosin binding. The record is from RefSeq and is a predicted model, not a curated record. The transcript has a single exon. Gene Ontology annotation, biological process: prevention of polyspermy; binding of sperm to zona pellucida.
UCCCGCCCCACCCCCCAGGCCUGGUCCCUCCGCCCCAUCCCAGAGCACAGCUUUGUCCAUGCGACCCCUGCCUUGCCAUCCCUCGGACCUGGACCCACCUCCCAUGCCACCCAGGUUCCACCCCAGGGGAGCACCCUGGGACCCUGGGGGGUUGAUGAGCCACCAUACUCAGGUGCACCUCUGACUCCAGAGCUGUGCCAGGUGCCCUCAGGGGCCAUCCCCUGUGGAGUGGGAAGAAGUUCAAAGGAAGCCUGCCAGCAGGCUGGCUGCUGCUAUGACAACAGCAGAGAGAUUCCCUGUUACUAUGGCAACACAGCAACUGUCCAGUGCUUCAGAAAUGGCCACUUUGUCCUGGUGGUGUCCCAAGAAACCGCCUUGGCGCAUGGGAUCACGCUGGCCAACAUCCACAUGGCCUAUGCCCCCACAGGCUGCUCCCCCACCCAGGAGACCGGGUCCUUCGUGGUCUUCCGCUUCCCCCUCUCCCACUGUGGGACCACAGUCCAGGUGGCUGGCAACCAGCUUGUCUAUGAGAAUCAGCUGGUGUCUGACAUCGAGGCUUGGACGGGGCCACAGGGCUCCAUCACUCGGGACAGCACCUUCCGGCUUCACAUGCGCUGCAUCUUCAACGCCAGUGAUUUCCUGCCGCUCCAGGCAUCCGUCUUCCCGCCACCCUCUCCAGCCCCUGUGACCCAGUCCGGGCCCCUGCAUCUCCAGCUUCGGAUCGCCAAGGAUGAGACUUUCCGCUCCUUCUAUGAGGAAGGGGACUACCCCCUCGUGAGGCUGCUGCGUGAGCCUCUACCGGUGGAGGUCCGGCUCCUGCACAGGACAGACCCCGGUCUGGUCCUGCUGCUGCACCAGUGCUGGGCCACUCCCGGGGCCAGCCCCUUCCAGCAGCCUCAGUGGCCCAUCCUGUCCGACGGGUGUCCUUUUGAUGGUGACAGCUACAGGACCCAACUGGUAGCCUUGGACGGGGCAGAGCUGUCCUUCCCAUCCCACUACCGGCGCUUCACCGUUGCCACCUUCACCCUCCUGCACCCUGGCUCGCAGAGGGCCCUCAGGGGAUGGGUUUACUUCUUCUGCAGCGCCUCUGCCUGCUCCCCUGCGGGGCUGGAGACGUGCCCCACUAUGUGCAGCUCUGGGCCCUCGAGACAGCGACGGUCCUCUGCUGCCCACGGCACUGCUGCUGGGCCCCAGAACCUUGUGAGCUCUCCAGGGCCCGUGGGCUUUGAGGAUUCUUACAGGCAGGAGCCUGCACUGGGGCCCACAGGCUCCCCCAGGAACGUCAACCAGAGGCCUCUCCUCUGGGUGGUCCUUCUGCUGGCGGCUGUUGCCCUGGUCCUAGGGGUCGGUGUUUUCGUGCGCCUGCACCAAGCCAAGCGCAGAAGCUCCAGGAAGGCCACCGAGGGUGAAGGGGCUCAAUAA